AUGAUGAAGGUCCCUCGCUUGCUUCUGGCCCUCGGCGGCCUCGCUUCCAUACACAUUGCCUCUGCGCUGCCACAAGGCGCCGUGGAACGAGAUAUGCAUGCUACCAGUGCCGUCGUCCACGGCGGCAAUGUGAAAACCAAGUUCCCAUCGACAACCGGCUUGAAGUUCACCAUAGACGGCGAGACUGGUUAUUUCGCAGGCUCCAACUCGUACUGGAUUGGUUUCCUGACGAACAAUGCUGAUGUCGAUCUCGUCUUCCAGCACAUGAAGGAAUCUGGUCUCAAGAUUUUGCGCGUGUGGGGAUUCAACGACGUCAACACGAAGCCGGCUACAGGAACUGUGUGGUACCAACUCCAUGCGAACGGAACGUCCACGAUCAACACCGGGCCGGAUGGACUCCAGCGCCUGGACUACGUGGUGCAUUCCGCAGAGAGGCAUGGCAUCAAGCUGAUUAUCAACUUUGUGAACAACUGGAAUGACUACGGCGGAAUCAACUCGUACCUACAGGCGUACGGUGGCGCAAGCAAUGAGGACUUCUACAACAGCGAGCCGAUGCAGAAGGCGUAUAGGGCUUAUAUCAAGGAGGUUGUGUCGCGGUAUAUUGACUCGCCCGCUGUGUUUGCGUGGGAGCUGGCCAACGAGCCGCGCUGCAAGGGAUGUGAUACUUCUGUCUUGCACUCGUGGAUCGAGAAGACAAGCCGGUAUAUCAAGUCGCUUGAUAAGAAGCAUAUGGUGACUACCGGUGAAGAGGGCUUCGGUCUCGACCUCAUGUCGGACGGUAGUUAUCCUUUCACGUAUGUCGAAGGUGGAAACUUUACGGAUACCCUGAGCAUCCCAACGAUCGACUUUGGGACUUUCCAUUUGUAUCCCUCUAGCUGGGGUACUACCAAUGAUUGGGGCAAUCUCUGGGUCGAAGCGCAUGGGGCUGCAUGCAAAGCCGCUGGUAAGCCUCGUUUGUUUGAGGAGUAUGGAGUCACUGCGGAUCACUGUGCGCUGGAGAAGCCCUGGCAGACGACCGCUCUGAAGACAAAGGGUGUCUCUGGAGACUUGUACUGGCAGUAUGGGGAUACCCUCAGUACAGGACCAUCCCCCGACGACGGAAACACGUUCUAUUAUGGCACGGAUGAGUUUGACUGCCUGGUGUCGGACCAUGUGGCGGCCAUUGACGAGAUGGAGAAGCAUGGUCGGCAUUGA
Molecule: messenger RNA, 1194 nt
Organism: Aspergillus terreus NIH2624
Lineage: Eukaryota; Fungi; Ascomycota; Eurotiomycetes; Eurotiales; Aspergillaceae
Product: glycoside hydrolase 5 family protein
Exons: 3
Coding region: 1-1194 (397 amino acids)
Molecular function (GO): hydrolase activity, hydrolyzing O-glycosyl compounds
Source: RefSeq, a predicted model, not a curated record